CUUUUUCUUCUCUAUCUCUGAUCUCUCUCUCUUUAAGAAGCUCAUCAAUAGUUGGUCUCUCUCUCUCUCCCCUUUUUCUUCUCUAUCUCUGAUCUCUCUCUCUCUCUUUAAGAAGCUAAUCAAUAGUUGGUCUUUAUAUCUCUCUGUCAACCCAACUGAAUGAAAAAUUCGAUAUUUCGAGCUGAAGUGUGAAUCAUAUCCCAACUCAAGGUGGAAGAACUUCACACAAACUCGUUCUGGAAAUUGUGAACGAACUAGUCCAAAGAUCGAGUUAAGAAGAGACGAGUGCUAGAGCUAUGGGAAAUGAGACGUACAACCGCUUUAACUAUCACCACCACCACUACCACCACCACCACCACCACCACUAUCACCCUCAACUGCAAAUUAACCAUAGAGGCACAUUCUUGCCCAUGUUAUGUUCAAGACCAUCAAUCAAAGACGUCCAGGUUCCAAGUAAUGCUUCCUUCUCCUCUGACUCUGUGUCUCCAAGAAUCAGUUGUAUGGGCCAAGUUAAGAGAAGCAACAAAGUUUCUGGCUUUCCAAUCACUUCCCAAACGAUCAACAGCAGCAACAAUAUCAAGUAUUCUAAGCUCAAGAAACUCUUCUCCGGCAAGAACCUCACCCCCGCCACUCCAACUAAAACCACCGCUACCGCCAAUUCCACUGCUGCCACUGCCACCAGCUGUCCGAGCAGAAGCAGGAGACCACCAGUGAGUAAUGCCAAACAAGGACGUCAUUGUGUUACAACAACAAUCAACUUAGUUGAUCUGGAUCCUCCUCUACCUGUGAUCAAGAGAGUGCCGAAAUCUCCCCAACAAGGAGAGGAGGAGAGCCUUUGGAAGAGAAGAUCUGGUGGGGCUGUACUCAAAGGUUUGCAGGUGAAACAAGUUAGCCUUCCUAGUCAUCAAACUCAAUCUACAAGUGUAUGAUUUUAAUGAAUAGAAGAAACCCUUCAAGGGGAUUAAGGUGAAAACAAGGUGUUGUAAAUGUCAUUUUCUUUUCGAUCCAAAUUUGGAUAUUGUUUGCUUCAA
Molecule: messenger RNA, 1031 nt
Organism: Argentina anserina (silverweed cinquefoil)
Lineage: Eukaryota; Viridiplantae; Streptophyta; Magnoliopsida; Rosales; Rosaceae
Exons: 1
Coding region: 297-929 (210 amino acids)
Source: RefSeq, a predicted model, not a curated record